GAACGCAGCAUUGCCUAGCAACAGCAAAGUUUGGUUCCCCCGCUGGUCCUAGUCAGUAAAAAGUAAACUUUCUCCAACUUUCUUCGUCGAAAUGCCCAAAAAGAAGGAUAAGAAGAACGUGGGGAAACAAGAUGAAAAGAAGAACACAUCUACAAAGGAGAGUUUAGAGACUCCUGUUGAUAGAGGAGCUUCAGACAACAGAGAAAAGGAGUUAUAUCUGAUUCAAGUACGAUAUUUGAACGAGCAGUUGGAGAGAUAUCAGCAGAAGUGUGAUCAACUAGAGAGGGAGAAGAAAGACUAUAGCUCUCAGCACCGCUCUCUGGAGAAGGAGAAGAAGGACAUUGUUGAUUAUCUGAAACGCUCCCUGCUGGAAAAGGAGGAUGAGGUGGAUGAGCUGAAAGAGCGCCUGGAGGUUCAGCGGCAGGCUGCAGAUCAGGACAGAGACGCCGUGCAGCUGCAGAACAGUCAGCUGAGAGAAGAGCUGCAAGGCCGGAUCAAUGAGCUCACAGCAGAAAACACGGCAUUAGUUGCCCGGCUGGAUGGUCUGGCCGAGUUUCAGAGACAGAAGGAGGAGCUGAAGUCCAGCAUGGAGUCUCUGAAGAAGCAGCUGACCAUCCAGGAGGAGAAACACAAAGCUGACAUCCACGACCUGAAGAUGAAAGUGCUGCUGGAGAAGAAAAAGUUGGAGAAGGAGAUGGAGAGCCACGUAGCAGCCAUUGCAGCAGAUGUGCAGCAUCAGGUGGACCAGAAGGUCCCAGGGACAACAAGACUCGCUCUCCAGGAGAACACGGAGCUCAAAGCUCAGCUGGACCAGCUGUCCAUACAGAGUCAGGUCCUGAUGGAGGAGAACUCUGCUCUGCUGGAUCGUAAGAGAAGACUGAGGGGGGACGUGGAGAACCUGGAGCAAAUGCUGAGGGAGACGUCCCGGCAGAGCUGCAUCCUCAAGAAGGUGGUGGGGCAGCUCACAGAAAAGUGUCAGCAGCUGCAGGCGGAGCUGAAAGAGCGCAGCCAGGAACUCGAGCAGCUUCAGACUGAAAAAUCAGGACUACAAGCUGAGAUGGAGACACUCAGACAGGACAGGAACUCGCUGAAGGAGCAGUGCAGCAAAAACAGAGCAGAGGUGAGCCGGUUGGAGGCGGAGCUCCAGGAGGAGAGGAGGAAGAGGAGCAGGAUGAAGAGCAUCAUUCAGGAGGCUGUGGGGAUGCUCAGAGAAACCCUGAUGGAAGACCUUACUGAGCAGGACUUGGAGGUGGACUCUGUGGUCCAGUCGAAGCAGCUGAUGCAAAGGCUUCUGGUGGUCUUGGACAGACCGACUCUAAACAACCAACAGAAUGAGCAGCAAACUUCUGACUCUGCAGCAGCCAGAGAACUUACUCUGAAUCCAGCUCUGAGUUUCCAGUUCCAGAUUGCUCGUUACAGUCUGGCUGAACUCAGCAUCGUGCCUCGUCCCUCACCGAAGAACAAACGCGCCAUCUCCAGCGGCACCAGCGUGGCUCUGCACAGGAAGCCUCUCGGUCAGAAGACAGCCGCUGAUUCAACUGUCAAAUUUCUAACCUCCAGAAACGCGUUCACAAAAUCCAAACAGCCGUAACUGAACUCAUUUUCUCAUCAUGUUGCAGAAAGAUCUUAAGCAGACUGCUGAGCUUUUCUGGAACCUCCACACACCUCAAAAUAAGAGUACAAAAAUCUAAUAUACUGUGUGUUGUUUUUUUAUUUGAUUUCUUAAAUUUGCUCAAGUUUGGCUGUAUGAUCUGAUGAUACUUCUUUUGCCACUUCCAGAUCAUUUUUUAAUCAUGUCUACUGAAUUUAACAAGUUUUAAAAUAUCAAAGUUUGUUUUGUAAAUGUAUACGUUCAUCCUUGGAAAUGUGUCAAACCCUCCUCCCCUCUUUCUGCCUGUUGAACUGUGAGCCUAUGAUAAAAUAACGCUUUGAUUUUAA
This is a messenger RNA of Notolabrus celidotus (New Zealand spotty), 1938 nucleotides long. RefSeq names its product cilia- and flagella-associated protein 157-like. The record is from RefSeq and is a predicted model, not a curated record. Gene Ontology annotation, molecular function: microtubule binding. The transcript is spliced from 9 exons. Bases 92 to 1591 code for a protein of 499 amino acids. NCBI's taxonomy places the organism in Eukaryota, Metazoa, Chordata, Actinopteri, Labriformes, Labridae. Gene Ontology annotation, cellular component: cilium; ciliary basal body.